Messenger RNA from Hymenoscyphus albidus, 1497 nucleotides. The record is from the annotation of a GenBank genome assembly. Lineage: Eukaryota; Fungi; Ascomycota; Leotiomycetes; Helotiales; Helotiaceae.
GGAACGGCACGCGAAUCUACAUAUACCCAGGAAAUACUUUGGAAAUCUCUGGUCUUUGAAUACGUACGAGUGCAAAAUGUCUUCAACUGCGGUAACAGUAAGUCUUGAGGAUUUGAAGAAUGGUAAGUAAUAUGAAAUACACCCCCACUUACUUAUGUACAUCCACUAACUCAUACCAGGCAAGGUCCCCUUCUCAACUCUCGAAGCAGCCUUUGGACCAGACUCGCUAGGGAUAAUAAUCGUCAAAGACGUCCCUUCAGAAUUCGUGGAGCUCCGUCACCGUCUCCUCUCCUAUUCUUCCUAUCUUGGAAACCUUCCUUCAUCUUCACUAGGUAACUCUCAUCCAUGAACUCAAAAGCCCUGACUAACCCGCUACUGCAAUAGAUAAACUCGAAAACCCAACAGCAAAAUACCUGACAGGCUGGUCUUUGGGAAAAGAGACUCUGAAAAACGGCCAAGUAGAUACCCUUAAAGGCUCAUUCUACGCCAACUGCGCCUUCUACGUCGACCCCUCACUCUCCUGCGCGAAACCCACAGCAGAUUUCUCACCAGACAACUUCCCCGAAUAUCUCUCUGCCAAUCUAUGGCCCGGCGAGGACGUAUUGCCAGGAUUCAAAGCCACCUUUGAAGAACUAUGUAAGCUAAUCAUCAACACGGGAGUUCUUGUCGCGAAAGCAUGUGAUUCCUAUGCAGAGCGUGAGAUAGAGGGGUAUACAAAGGGCUAUCUAGAACAUGUUGUGAAGACGAGUACUACCACCAAGGCUCGACUUUUGCAUUAUUUCCCGGCGGUGGAGAAGGAGGGAGAGAAAGAGGAGAAUGAAGAUGAUUGGUGUGCGACGCAUUUGGAUCAUGGGUGUUUGACGGGGUUGACUUCUGCUAUGUUUGUGGAUGACACGAGUGAAGUUCCUGUUGUUCCUGUAAGUCCAAGAUCACCAAAUAAAUAACAACUAAAACGGAUUGAAGAAUGGGAUACUAACACAAACCAGACAACAACCUCCUCCCACCUCCCUGCUCUAACCGAGCUCCCGGCAUCCCCCGAUCCAACAGCAGGCCUCUACAUCCGCUCCCGCUCCGGCGCCACAGUUCAAGUCAAGAUCCCUCGUGACAGCAUCGCCUUCCAAACCGGCGAGGCACUAGAACGCAUCACGAAAGGGAAAUUCAAAGCUGUACCUCAUUAUGUGCGUGGCGUUCGACCUGGAUUUGGGGGUAAGGAGAAGGAAGGUCAUAGGAUUGCGAGGAAUACACUUGCUGUGUUUACCCAGCCUAAUUUGGGGGAGGUGGUGGAUGUUGAACAGAACAUUACUUUUGGUGAAUUUGCGAGGGGGGUGGUAGAGAAGAAUACUACGAAGUAAGGUAGAAAGGGGAUGUGGAUUGGUUGUUAUUCUUGAUUUUGUGUCUUUUGUGAGGUUUGUCUAUUAGGUAGAGUGGAGAUUUGAAUUCUACCACGGGUGAGAAUCGCCAGUUUGGGGAUUGAGAAUCUUAAUGUCAUAUACCUUC